This is a messenger RNA of Acanthopagrus latus (yellowfin seabream), 3400 nucleotides long. RefSeq names its product GABA(A) receptor-associated protein like 2 (gene gabarapl2). Gene Ontology annotation, biological process: cellular response to nitrogen starvation; autophagosome assembly; macroautophagy. The transcript has 4 exons. Gene Ontology annotation, cellular component: autophagosome membrane; cytosol; autophagosome. Gene Ontology annotation, molecular function: ubiquitin protein ligase binding. Lineage: Eukaryota; Metazoa; Chordata; Actinopteri; Spariformes; Sparidae. Bases 173 to 550 code for a protein of 125 amino acids. The record is from RefSeq and is a predicted model, not a curated record.
GUCACCUUCCAGCUAGACGGGCAGUUGGAGGCUUCGGGCAGAGAGACGUUGUUGACGUUUUGUUUUGAUCGCUUUUGUGUGGAUUUUUGGACAUCACGCCGACAUUAUCGGCACAUUUAGAAGCCCGCCUUUCGACUCUACCAUCACGCCUCAGUGCGGGGAUCCAGCAAAGAUGAAAUGGAUGUUUAAAGAGGACCAUUCCCUCGAGCACCGAUGUGUGGAGUCAGCCAAAAUACGCAACAAAUAUCCUGACAGAGUACCGGUGAUUGUGGAGAAGGUUUCUGGCUCUCAGAUAGUGGACAUUGAUAAGAGGAAGUACCUGGUGCCCUCUGACAUCACAGUGGCCCAGUUUAUGUGGAUCAUCAGGAAACGUAUCCAGCUGCCUUCAGAGAAAGCCAUCUUCCUCUUCGUUGACAAAACUGUUCCCCAAUCCAGUCUGACUAUGGGCCAGCUGUACGACAAGGAGAAGGACGAGGAUGGCUUUCUCUACGUGGCCUACAGCGGAGAGAACACCUUUGGUUACAAGGCCUUUUAUACAGCACGGGGUUAAUGCUUCACUUAAUACUAGUGACACACACACACACACACACACACACACACACACACACACACAGAGUAGGGCCUGACAUUUCCUGGUGUAUAAUGUUACACAAGUAAUGCACCUACACACUUGGCACAGACGUUUAUGGUCAGUUUUUGAUAAUAAAAAUUAGACAUCUAGGGUGGAAAAUGAACCACACCACACUCAAACAGUAAAGAACCUCUAAUUUCUUUUUGACAGUCUCAGAUGACCAUUAGUGUCAAGAAACACGUCACUUAAUGGUUGGUCUUUUUACUGUUUCAAGGUCAGUUGUGGAGAGAAAUAUCUUUAACACUGCCGUAAAACAAACAUACAAACAUCACCAUACAUUAUAGGCCCAUCAGAUUUAAUUCAUUUUCCAGAGUUAGAUUUAAAAAAAAAAAAGAAGCUAAUUCAGGCUCUGAUACACACACACAACAAUCAUCACACAUGACCAAUCAUGCUACAUUUUCUGUCAGUCCAGAUUUGUUGUCACUGAUAUUUGUGUUUUAAUGAAGUGAGAGAGAACCCCUAUAAUCAUGUGAAUAGAAUCAUUAACCACAUUAUGGAUGUAUUUGUAUGACUCAUAUCAUGCAUAAAAAAAACUUGAGUAUUUAACUUUAAUUUCCUCUCAUGGCCACGAGAGGCUAUGAGAGCAGAUAUAAGCAUAUGAAAGAAGGCAGGUCAUGCUACCUAGAUGAUGCAUGGUGGUGCUCAGGGACCUGCACCAGUUCAUGGGAUGUUACUGAGUGCUUGCCAGAAUGGACAUUAUGUAUUUGCACAUUACGCUGGCUGAACAAAUGUCAGCCAUGACCCUCUUUGAACUGAUAAACAUAUCCAACAAUUUACUGGAGGUUUAUUGAGUAAAAUGUUUUGAUAUUUAACGUUGUCGUCACAGGGCAACAGACAGAAAUUACAGCAAACUCACCCAGUUUCUUCUUUUUUACCGGUACAUGAUCAAUCUGAGACACUGUGUCUAAGAGGUACUCAGUGAUAUAGUGUUGCACUACCCAUUCUUCCUUAACCUGCUCUGUCUACCCUCUAGAUCAGUUAGUGGUUUCACUUCCCAGAAUGCCAUCAGCGAAACAUUUAUUGACAUUUCAAACAAACAAAAAAAAUAAUGUUAAUAAAGACUAUAUUUCUCUUUCAUUUUUGGUUACUAAAAGGAAUGGAGUCAUUGUUUGUGUUAUUCAUUUAAUCUGCGCUUUCCUGCUAUGACAGGUCAAAGUAUGUGCUGGGAAAAAAGUUAAUAAAAGCUACUGAGGCAGAUCUUCUGUCCUGGCUGACAGUGUUUUAGACAUGAAAAUUCUAACGUCAGGCUCAAUUGUAUUGGAACAUAAUAUGAUGUUAAUGUCAUUGUUUAAAUCGAUCUAAAAUAGAUAAACUAAGUGCAUAAUAUAAUGGGCUCGGAUUAAAAGAUUGUGGGACCUAGUAACCAUGUUCUACAGUACAGAUUAAAGGGAACAAUGAACCGAAAAUGUUACAAAGAUUUUUGUGUUAGCAAUUGAUUACAUGACAAUGAGUGCAUUCAUGAAUGCAAUCUGAUGCUCUACAACGCAAUAAGAGCGUGACUAUUUAGAAUAGUAGAGCAUGUGUUUCUUUUUGAAUUAAAAAACAGGUGUCAGACAACGGAUGAAAGUAAAACUUUCCUUUUUACACGCACUACAAUUCAAAAUGCAGCGCUUCAUGUGCAGGUUUUAGAAAUGCAGGCUACUAGCUGGCAAACAGCUCCUUCUGCUCUACUCAUGCGAAUUGUUUCCUUUAAUUCGCCUUCACCGUCAGUCCACAGCUGCUACGUUUAUCUAGCACUGCCGUUUUACCUCCUCAUGUAACACUGACUGCUCUUGGUGCUGUUUUUCAAUUCAUUAUUUUGGCUUGCUGGUCCACAAUCCCGAAUCGUAUCAACCCAGAAGUGGCAGGCAGCCAUUUUCAGCGAAAAAGCUCUGCUAAACCAACUUUACUCUAGUCGCUUAGCAACAAUCAACAAGUAAAAGUUAGCCGAUAGCUGGUGAAAUUAGCAGCUAAUGAGGGACACUUUUUCUGAGUAGCGGGUGGAGACCAAAACAGAACCCUGAUAAGCAAAAAUCCUUUGAGCACUCCGGAAAAUGUAGGAAAUCACAUCCUGCGACAAUAACAGGAAGCAGGUCACACAUCACUAAUUAUGUUCUUGGAGACACGAAGUGUUUGACCUUGUCCCUGACCAUUAAAUCUUGUUCAUGUUUUAGUAAUGUACGUACAAAAGGCUCUCGGUGGAAAUGCUGGUUAAUAAAAUCACUGAAAGUUUAUCUUUAGUGUGCACAGUGCUUUCACAUGUUAAUAAUUAAGCAACCUUGGGUACUUUGAAAGGCAUUAUAAAAAUACAAGUCAUUGUUACUACUAGUCCUUACACUACAUUCACAUAUUUAACAUGUGUAUAAUGAUACCUUGUUUUUAUAUGGGCCAAGGUCAGGAUAUACCAAAAUGUAAUUCAUCUCUCAGAUUUUGGUUUGAAACUGAGAACCACUUGUCAUCUUUCUUUCUCUUCACUCAGACAGCUCUGAAGCUGACAUUCUGGUUUCGGCUGUAGUCUUUGGUGCUGAUUCAGAGUAAGACAUAUCCACGCUUUACUUACUUGACCUAUUGAAGCAUUCAUACUUGUGCACCACAAAGCCCAUUCAGGCUUUCCAACAUGUUAUGCAGAUGUGUAAUAUAUUGAUGGAAUGCUAAGAUAUUCAGCAUUGUUUUAUGUCAUCAGUGUUGUAUGAUUGUCAAAUAUAUCUCUUAGACAUAAAGGAAUUUUAGAUAAUUGAACGGUGAGGUACCUUGAAGACCUGACCAAUAAAAAUGAAUGUCAAAUGAAUU